AGGUACAGUCUUUCUCCAUGGUAGAUACAUUUCUUCUUCUUCUCUCAAGCACAUUUGCCCUCACAUUCAUUGUUGAUUAUCACACUCUUUCGCAAAUCUUCACCUACAAGCUCCAAGUCGAGCUUAUUUCACUCUUUUCAAGUAACUACAUAAAUAUCUUUAUCUAUACAUCUCUUAUCCGGUCCGUGACCAGGUCAAUCCAAGAACUUUCCAACCCAACCCAACACCAACAUCCCAACCAAAAUUCAAAAUGCAGCUCCCAAUGAAGACACUCAUCGCUCUCCUCCCCUUCUUCCUCCACGUCAACGCUCAAGCCUCUGGUUCCGGUACCACAACCCGCUACUGGGAUUGCUGUAAACCAUCCUGUGCAUGGUCCGGCAAAGCCACCCUCGCAUCUGGAUCCGGACCCGUUGGAACCUGUGAUAUUCAUGAUUCUCCUCUUUCCGAUCCUACCGCCAAUGCUGUCUCAGGAUGCGAUGGAGGAUCCUCUUACAUGUGCUCUGAUCAAUCUCCCUGGGCCGUUACCGAUGAUUUGGCUUAUGGAUAUGCUGCUGUCAAUAUUGCUGGUGGAAGUGAAUCGUCUUGGUGUUGUGCUUGUUAUGAAUUAACUUUCACCAGCACUGCUCUUGCUGGCAAGAAGAUGAUUGUUCAAGCUACGUAAGUUUAUUCUCAUUGAUUCAUUGAUUCAUUGAUUCCUCACUCACCCUUUUUUAAAAUCCAUCAUCUAACAUACCUCCCCCUCCAGAAACACCGGAGGUGAUCUCGGCUCCAACCAAUUCGAUCUCGCCAUUCCCGGAGGCGGAGUCGGAAUCUUCAACGGCUGCACCAAAGAAUUCGGCGCACCAUCCUCAGGCUGGGGCGCCCAAUACGGCGGUGUCUCAUCCGCAUCCGCUUGUUCCAGUUUCCCCGCUGCUCUCCAAGCAGGAUGUAAUUUCCGCUUUGGAUGGUUCGAGGGAGCUGAUAACCCUACUGUUAAUUUCAAACAGGUUGAGUGUCCAGCUGCUUUGACUAAGAGUACUGGGUGUAAGAGAGCGGAUGAUUCGAAUAUGCCUGCUCCUGAUGUCGCGGGUAGUGCUUCUGCUUCUCCUGUUGCUAAGGUUGCUACUCCUUCUCCUGUAGCAGCUACGCCUGUUAGCUCUUCCUCAGCUGUUGUUGCAUCUUCAAGUGCACCAGCUGUUGCCAAACAUACUUCUGUUAAAUCUUCUUCCUCUGUUCCUACCGUGGCUCCAGCACCAGCUACUACACAUGUUUCUUCUUCUUCCUCUUCGAAGAUUAGUUCGACUGUUGCUCCUCAGUCAACUGUAGCUUCUGCUCCUUAUGGUGGAGAGAAUGAUGAUACUUGUGAUGCGGAGUAGAUGGUUGAUAUUGAUUUGUGAGCUUGAGUUGAUGGAGGGACAUGGCUGUGGGAUUAGAAAUUUUGGGAAGAGUUAGAGGAAAUUAGAGGAGAUGAGAGGAGAGGAGAUUUAUAUGAUCAUGGCCAAAGAAGAUAAAGACAAAGACAUGUACAAAGAUAAAGAUCUAUUCUUGUAACUACUUUUUUCCCAAACGUAGUAAAUCUAUUUUUGCAUCAUUUAUUUUCGAUAUACUCUCCUUUU
Messenger RNA from Sclerotinia trifoliorum, 1595 nucleotides. NCBI's taxonomy places the organism in Eukaryota, Fungi, Ascomycota, Leotiomycetes, Helotiales, Sclerotiniaceae. The record is from the annotation of a GenBank genome assembly.